CCCAAGCAGGAAGGGAGGAAAGAAAAGGACGGAAAGGGAAGGACGUAAGUUUGAGGGAAACGAAGUGUUGACUUAGGAGUGUAGAGUGCUAAGAGUCUGAGCCGAGAAGCGGAUUCAGGAUGGAAAGAAUCUGAGCUGAGAAUCUCCAGGAUGGAAACGGAAACAGAGAGCUGGAUAAAGGCUUGGCAAAACCCACAGCAAAAUGGUUAUCCAGAAGCCCACCUGGAGUCACCAAACACAUUGUCUCACACCAGAAAAUUUCAAGAUGACUUGAAAAUGUAGCACUUAACGUGACAGCGCUGAUGGCAUGAGGAGCACACAAAGCAGUCCUUCCUACCUGCAGAGCGGUGAAAAUCUCCAGCAAAGCCACUCUCUCGUUUUCCACCAGCACAGCUUGGCACAGCUUCUAUGCCCCAGCAAAAACUUUCAUGUCAGUGUAGUAACUGAUUAGAACGUUACCAGGGCCCCACAGACAUGAACCGGAUCCUCCAAAAGCUGAUUAAAACAAGGAUCAGUUUAUGAAAGUCGGGUACGAGGGACGGUGUUGGACUACAGCUCCCGGCAUGCGCUGCGGCCGGACUACAGCUCCCGGCACGCGCUGCGGCCGUACCACAGCGCCCAGCGUGCCCCGCGCCUGCAAGAUGGCGGCGCCCAGGGGCGUCUCGGGCCCGGACAGCGACACCGGCUCGGACUCGGACAGCGGCGGCGAAGCGGCCGCGCGGUUCCGGGAGGCUGCCUGGGACUGCACCGCGCUGGCGGCGGCGCGGGCGGAGCCGUGCGGCGGGGGCUUUAGAAAGGAUCGGUUGCAGCCUAAAGAUCAGCCAAGCUUGAGGCGUGAGGCAAUCGGCCGUGAGGAGGGUGACAAUGAGCUCCAGACGACUCCAGAGUUCAGAGCACACGUUGCAAAGAAACUGGGAACCAUGCUAGACAGUGUCAUCACUGUCUUGAAGGAUUCAUCAGGACCAUCACAGACUUGGUUGGCACAGUCUGACUCUGAAGAUGAUGGUUUCCGCCUCUUUUCUUCCUCUGUCCCUGGAGACUGUGGGAAGCCGGAGCCUUGCCCUGCAGCAAGGAGGAGGAGGCCAGUUAGCUCCAGUGACACAGACAGUGAGCAAGAAUGGCAAAGGUGCCAGGAGGCUGCCGUGUCAGCUGCAGAUAUUCUGAAGCAAAGUGCUUUCCCUGCAUGGUCCCAGGGCUCCAGCCAGGAUCAGAGUCAGAGUUAUGUGGAACCCAAUCAGAAAAAGAAGAAGAAGAAGAAGAAGAAGAAAAUGAGGAGAGACAAUAAUAUUCAAGAGAAAAUAAUAGACCCAGCAGAGUGUGACCAGAUCUGCAAAGAUUUGCCUCGGUUGGUGUCUGCAAAUGGCCAGCAGGAGAGACAGAACAGCCAUCACAGAGAGAACUCUGUGCUGCCAGGAGCUGUGAAGAAGAAAAAGAAGAAGAAAAAAGAAUGAUGAUUUUGCUCUGCAAACAGCAGGUGGUUGUGAUGGGUGAAGGAAACUGAAAGAAAACCUAACAACAAGAGUUGCUGCAGAUGAGGGAAAAUUAAUUGGCAAAGCAUCUGUUCUAAAAGCUCAGUGGCCUGAGAGACUAAUUAAGUGACUUCCUGUGCUACUGGCGUCCCUGAGGAAAGGAACAUUGUUCUCCUCACACAGCAGUUGGCUGUGCUGCUGCUUGUGCAGGCCCCAUCUGAAAGGAUUAAAUCCUGUGCCAGGCUUGCAUGGCAGAGGGAUGUGAUCAUAGCUGCAUUCCUCCUGGUCUGUUCCUUCACAUCAUGAAACCCUUCUGGAGAAAGUGUGUGAUGAAUUGAAUUUGGUUUACAUGGCAACAGGUGAUCAGCUACUUUUUGCCUCCUUGUAGACUGCUAAGAAUAGCUCCAGCCCAUGGGAGACUCAUUUUUCAAAAGCAUCCUGUCAGAAAUCAGGGCCCCUUAUUUUUUCCCUGCGAUCAUCACAACAAUCUGGUUUUGAAACCUGCUGUGUUACUAAUCCCUCUGCAAUCUGCACCUCUCCAGGACCCCUGCACAUAAACAGUGUGUGGUGAGCUGAUUUCAGGGUUGGUGUAAAUGCAUCCUACUGUUCCGGUUGUCUCUAUUCAAAAUUUUUGUUCAUGUAUAGGGGUUUUUUUAUGGCAUCUGUUGUUAUUAAAUUUUACUAUACUCUUGGACA
Messenger RNA from Lonchura striata (white-rumped munia), 2165 nucleotides. Lineage: Eukaryota; Metazoa; Chordata; Aves; Passeriformes; Estrildidae. The record is from RefSeq and is a predicted model, not a curated record.